This is a messenger RNA of Triticum aestivum (bread wheat), 2460 nucleotides long. Its product is annotated as probable LRR receptor-like serine/threonine-protein kinase At1g63430. The record is from RefSeq and is a predicted model, not a curated record. Gene Ontology annotation, biological process: protein phosphorylation. Lineage: Eukaryota; Viridiplantae; Streptophyta; Magnoliopsida; Poales; Poaceae. Gene Ontology annotation, molecular function: ATP binding; protein kinase activity. The coding region runs from base 1413 to 1922 and encodes 169 amino acids. The transcript has 6 exons.
AAAAAAACUAGCCACACGAACGAUCCAUGAACCCCAAUCUCAUCCACCUCCGGCGCCGCCACGCCCUGCAACGCCGCCGCGCGCCGCCGGACUCCGCCGGAACUCGACCCGCCGUCGCGCCGCCGCUCAGCCCAGCUUCUGGAUCGGGUCAACGCGGUGGCUCGAGCGGCUGGGGGCGGCGCGGUGGCUCGAGCGAAGGCGGCGGCUGGAGAUUGCAAGGGCCGGAUUCAUGAGCGGCAGGGGCUGGGGAGGCAUAUCCGGAGGCGGGCGGCGAGGCGGGGGUCGCCGGUGACGACGACGAAGGCCGGAUCGUGGAUUCCCGGGCGAAAGGAGACAGGGAGGUGAGGGGAAGGAGAAGGAAGAAAGGAGGGACGGUGCGGCGACCUAGGCAGGAGCUCGCCGGAGCCGGGCGACGACGGACGACCGCGGGAGACAGGGGGAUCCGACGCCGUUGCUACUGCCUCCCUGGUAUUCCUCCUCUCACAUCUCCCGCCUUGACGUCAUCUGUUGCGCCGCCCAGGCCUCGACUCCACAUCACCGGCAUCUCCAACUCAGUACUCCUGCCACUGCACCCAGCGGCUCGUCGCCAUGACCGGAUCCGGCAAGGUUCCUCCAAUACCCACCCUCUCCCUCAUGCCACACAUGCUAUUUUACUUGGAAAAGCCAUUGCUCACGUUUUGGAUUUUGGCACUGCUCUGUUGUCGUGCUUCGCUUCAGUUCUUUGUUGGAGGAACUUUAAUUGUUUUGUUUCGAUUCUUCUUCGAUCUUAGCUCUCAGGUCUCAAUAUAUGCAUUACAAUAUGUUUGUUGUCUGUAGGGAUGGAGUGAAGAAAUUGGAUUGGGGUCAUGGAAUAAAUCAUACGAGGAUGCAACUCAUGUUCUUGUAGGCAGUCAUUCAGAUUUCUUAACUCUGUAGCAAAAUCAGCUGCCACAGUUCUGUGCUGCCGGCCAUAGAAACCUUUCAUGUAUCCCCUCUUGUCGCUUCUCUGCAGCGGCAUCUCAGUGCCAUGGUGGCGGCGCUCCUGCCCCAACGACCGUAACUGCUCCUCACGAUCUGUUGUGUCUCGGCAGUCCCAGCCACUCCUCCCUAGCGAACUUGUGCUCUUCCUUUGGCUUGCCUUCCAGAGGAUCUGCACCGCUUCAGUUAUAAUCAGCAGGGGCCUGACGUCCAACCUCGGCCUUCAUGUUGGUUAUUGUAGCCUUUAUGUAUACCUCUGUCAGAUCGCUCACUAUUUUGAUAGGAAUCCGCUGCCCGGUGAUGGUUUGUUCCUUCCUGACGGAUUGUCGCACACGUUUACAUGAUUCGGGUGCGCACAUAGGCAAGCAAGGCCGCCGUGGUUCAGGCAUCUGUUAGUUAUCGAAAAAAUCUAACCACCGCAGGAGAGGAGGAGCUGCAGAUUCAUAGUGUACGUGAUGUCCCUACCAGAUUGCUACAACAUUCAUGCAGAUUCUGAUAUGCUGAAAAGUUUGCCAAAGUUGAGUCGCCGGGAACUUAAAGUAGCGCGUGAGGAUUUUAGCACCAUAAUUGGCUCAACUCCGGAGAUUGUAGUCUACAAAGGAACAAUGAAGGAUGGACCUGAGGUUUUUGUCAUAUCAUUAUGUGCCUUUGAAGGUUAUGAUCUGGCAAGGUUGAGUCAUGAGAACAUAGCAAAGUUUCUGGGCUAUUGCAGAGAGAGUGACCCAUUCUCGAGGAUGUUACUCUUUGAGUACGCAUCAAAUGGGACCCUGUACGAGCACCUACACCAUGGAGAAGAGGCCCAAUUCUCUUUGCUCAAACGAAUGAAAAUAGCCAUCAGCAUCGCCCAAGGUUUAAGGUAUCUGCACACCGAGUCGCAGCCGCCUUUCGCUAUAUCAGAGCUGAACUCCAAUUCAGUAUACGUUAUAGAAGAUUCUACCCCCAAGGCUGACGACGUCGUCUACUGAAGCCCCACCAGCGACGCGACGGGAGAGCUCCGGCCUGUACGUGGGUGUGGGAAGACAAAUCCGCAUCGCCAGCCUACACAAGGCCAUGUCAACGCCUCGACGCAGGGUUCAUCAUCCGUCUUCGUCGGCUUUCAGGUUCUAAAUGAGAAGGUAAGGAUGUACUUGAGCUGCAUGAGAAGACCCAGUUCCAUUAUCUCAGAAGCCAGAAGUUUCCCAUUUAAUAUCUUUGGUUCUAAAAUUUGUUUAAGAAAAUGGCCAUUUUGCUAUUAGCACCACGAUUAUGUGUCAAUUGUAGAUUCUUAAUUGUUUAGAAUUAUUUUAUAUGUUUGAUUCCUUCGGUUCAUAUUUAUUCAACAACAAAAUAUUUUCAAGAUUGGUCCGUUUGAGGAUCAAACUUCGAACAUGUGAAUUGAUGUGGCAUCAAGCUAAGUCCGUUGAUACAUUGCUAUCCUUUUUUGCUUUGCACAAUUAAUCUUGUCACUAGAGAUGUAUGUAAAUCCUCUAGCUUUGCUUAUUUUAUCUUUUUAUUUCAGCUUAU